Messenger RNA from Anisakis simplex (herring worm), 1539 nucleotides. Lineage: Eukaryota; Metazoa; Nematoda; Chromadorea; Rhabditida; Anisakidae. The record is from the annotation of a GenBank genome assembly.
AUGAAAGAGGAGGGGCGAAUGGUUCGUAAAAGUCAUACACUUGGUGCGUUGUUGUUUGGAAGGCGAGGAAGGCAAAUGUCUUCUCGCGAAGGUGCGAUGGGCUUUGGUAAGGCGAGUGUUCAUCAUGCGCUGAUCGUCAUAUUUCUUGAAUAUUUCGCUUGGGGCUUGCUCACCGUUCCAGUCAUUAAUGUAUUGGCAGAUACAUUUCCAACGAAUAAAUUUUUGAUGAAUGGUAUGAUAUUGGGUGUAAAAGGUUUUUUAUCGUUUUUAAGUGCUCCACUCGUUGGUGCACUAUCAGACACGUGUGGUCGCAAACCAUUCCUACUAUUAACCGUGUUUUGCACUUGUAUGCCAAUACCUUGCCUCAAAAUCAGUCCGUGGUGGUAUUUUGCAUUGUUUUCACUCAGUGGUCUCUUUUCGGUGACAUUCAGUGUUGUUUUGGCAUAUGUGGCUGAUAUCACCGAGAAAAGCGAUCGAUCGGCAGCGUAUGGGCUCGUUUCUGCAACGUUUGCUGCCUCUUUAGUCACAUCACCAGCUCUUGGUGCUUGGAUUUCGGAGAACUGGGGUGAUGAGGCAGUCGUUAUAUUGGCAACGUCAGUAGCGACUCUUGAUGUUUUGUUUGUUUUAAUAGCUGUUCCCGAAAGUUUACCAAUUCACUUACGACAUUCGAUGGACACUGUGUCGUGGCAUUCAGCCGAUCCAUUCGUAACGCUGCGUAUUGUUUGGGAUGAUCGCAUGGUAUUGCAGUUAGCUGUUAUUGUAUUGCUCAGUUAUUUACCUGAAGCUGGGCAGUUUUCAUGUUUUUUUGUCUAUCUCAAGUUGGUCGUUGGCUUUACGCCUGAAGCUGUUGCAGCAUUUAUCGGUUUGGUUGGUAUAUUAUCUGUAGUUGCUCAAACGGGUGUCCUUUUGGUUCUUACUCAGACAAUUGGCACUAAGCACACUAUCACAUUGGGUCUUUGUUUUCAGUUUGCACAGUUGUUAUGGUAUGGAUUGGGAACGAAAUACUGGAUGAUGUGGGCUGCUGGCUUAUUAGCUGCUAUGAGUCAGUUGACAUAUCCAUCAAUAAGUGCAUUUGUUAGCUUGCAAAGUGAUCGUGAUAAACAAGGUGCUGUACAGGGUGUUAUUACGGGUAUACGAGGCUUGUGUCAAGGUUUGGGACCAGCUCUAUUUGGUUUUAUUUUUUAUCAGUUCAAUAUGGAUUUGAAUGUGGAUAAUGAUAAUACUGGUCAUGUCGGCAUCGCGCAGUUUCCAGCACCACGGAUUCGACCGCAGACAAUCUCAAUUUCAGUUGCAUCACCGAAACGAAAUAUCACUUCUUCGUCAUCCAUCGAUAGACCAACAUUCGAUUGGCAAUUAAUACCAGGUCCGCCGUUCUUAUUUGGUGCGUUGAUGGUGUUAUUAGCGUUACUCGUCAAUUCGUCAUUACCAAAAAGUGCGAGCAUCAUUUCAACUAGUAAUCGCUCAUCUAGGCGAUCAACCUCUUCAUUGAGUAGACAAUCGUCAAACGAUUCUGCUAAACUUUUAUAUGAUUCUUCAUGA